AUGGCCCCAAUUAUCGAACAGCUGCCUAACGAGCCGUUAUUUGAUCACCUACUGCACUCCUUCACGGCACAUCCUCGCCAUGUUCUGGUCCAUGAUCCCAAGAACGGCGUGGAAGCUGACUGCAGCCAGCUCCUGACUGAUAUACUUUAUAUGCGCCACCAAAUCUUCCAAGCAUUGCCCGCAUCAUCGUUUGACGCCCGGCGCAGAAUUGACCCGGAAAACCCAUACGUAAUCGUUCUCGCUCCGGGCAAUUAUGACUACAUCGUAGCCGCCUUAUCGACACUGGCAUGUGGAGGGGCGUUUGCCCCGAUUUCCAGUACGUUGGCCCCGGAAGAGGCCUGCCACCUUCUGGAAACGACCAAUGCAUCAUGCAUGCUCGUUUCACCCCAAUUCGAGGCCCAGGGCUCCCAAAUCGCGCGCUACUGCGCCGCGCGCAACAAGUCCGUCGCCAUCAUCCCGAUUGCAGUCAACAACGCCCCUGCGGCCCCAAGGCCUCUGGUCCGGAUUGAUCCAGCAAUGACGCUGGACCCGACCAGCCCUGGCGUCCUCAUAUUCACGUCCGGAACCACCGGCCCCCCAAAGGGCGUGGUGCGCCCCAGGCGCGUUUGGUAUAACAGCCCGCCGUGUUUUCCGAGCAACCAUGUCGUGCUGGCUUUCCGGUCGCCACAUUGGGUCGGUGUGGCCAUGCGUCUGAUAUGGCAGGUCUUGGCUGGGACGCGCGCCGAGGUCAUCGAAAAUGAUCCCCGUGUGAUAUGGGAGUCGUUCUGCACCGCCCGCGUGUCCCGUUUCAGCGCACCCCCGCGAACAUAUGCCCAGUUGAUGAAGUACUUUCAGGAGCAUAUAGAUUGCUUACCGGUCGAGCAGCGUAGUCGCUAUGUGAAAGGCGUUCGGGCGCUACAGCGGGUCACUGUUUCUGGGGGAGUCACCUGGCCCACAGUCAUGGGAUUUUGGAGAGAGCUGCUGGGACGCCCAUUGAGAAACAUAUACAGCUCUACUGAGGUGACUGCAGCCAUUGAAACGACGGAAGAUUCUGACCCGAACUUAGAGCGGUGCAUCGGAAAACCUUGCCGUGGCGUCCAAGUCAAACUGUCUGACGGCGACCAUGGAGAAAUCCUGCUCAAAAGCGCUACCAUGUUUACACAUUAUCUUGGCAAUGAAGCAGCAACUCGAGCUGUCCUCGACGAGGAAGGAUACUACAAAUCCGGUGAUUUUGGACAUCUAGUCGGAGAUCAGUAUGUGAUUGACGGCCGAUCUUCCACUGACUUCAUCCCAUAUCGCGGGCUUCGGGUACCCGUCCAUGAAGUCGAGGCCCGUCUCAUCGAGCUCCCAUACAUUUCAGAAGCCUACGUCGUCCCAGCCAGCUUCCAUUACAUGCGCCAAGUUGCUGCCGUGAUCCGCCCACAGACUUCAAAGGCCGCCGUUAGUCUAUCCCAGAUUCGAGUCGAUCUGCAAGACAAGCUGCAGCGAUACAAACUGCCGACGCUCUUGCGCACCUUGCACGACAAUGAGCAAGUCCCGGAAACCACGACAGGCAAGCCCUUGCGAAGGAAGAUGGAGGAGAAAUAUUUCUCGCUACCAGAAGAACCGCCAUUGCCUGCGGGAGUCGAGUUUUGUGAUACGGACGUUGGGACAGAAGAAACUCCCCGAAGGGCGUGGGAUUGGGGGGGCAUGAUGUGA
Aspergillus pseudonomiae is the source of this 1677-nucleotide messenger RNA. Its product is annotated as long-chain fatty acid--CoA ligase. The record is from RefSeq and is a predicted model, not a curated record. NCBI's taxonomy places the organism in Eukaryota, Fungi, Ascomycota, Eurotiomycetes, Eurotiales, Aspergillaceae. The coding region runs from base 1 to 1677 and encodes 558 amino acids. Gene Ontology annotation, molecular function: medium-chain fatty acid-CoA ligase activity. Gene Ontology annotation, biological process: fatty acid metabolic process. The transcript has 5 exons.